AUGGACCUUCUUGCAAUCUCCAUGAAUAAGACCUCUAUUUGGAUGUUCAGGUUCAAUGGUGAAAGAGUAUACUCCAUCAACAACAAAGCUCAAGUCUUGGACCUUCAAUGGAAUCUGAGUGGCAGAUUCUUCGCUGUUUCCAGUGCUGAUCACUUUAUCAAUAUUUAUGACACUAACACUGGAGAUCUUGUCAACAAAUUUGCAACCAAUACGUCAUUACCAAUUACCUUAAUGAGCUGGGUCUCAGUCAAGUUGGAUAUAUCCAUUGGAUCCGAAAGAGCAAUGCCAUUUAUUAAUAUGUUCAAGCAAGAUAUUCUUAAAGAUCUUCCGAAGCUUAGCCACGAAGUGAACUUCUUCGAUACGGAGAGAGCUGGAGGUGUUAUCUCCUUACAAAACGCCUCUUCCAAGUCCCAAUCAAUGUCAAUUUCGGCCACCAACACCAAUGAGGACGAUUCCUUACUCGAUUACCUUCUUGUGGUGAACUCCAAUUCUGUCCUUACUGCCACUUUUAACAACCUCUUCGCUGUACCAGAUAUUGAACUACCAGAGAACUGCAAGUUCAUACGACACGAAGUGAAGGACGACUUCUUCAACCAGUAUCUACUAGCAGAGACAUCGUCCGGCGACUUGGAGGUCUUUAAGAUGGAGUUUGGUUUCCCAGAAGCUAGACAGCGUUCCUACGUAUUAGACAUCUUGAAGUAUUCGUCGCUUCUAAUAUCAAUGCUCAAUCACAUUACAGAUCAGGUUGCAGAGAUGCAGAAGGAAGCUGCUGCAUUCAUAACAGUCUUUGAUAGAUAUCUCUCUAAUUUUAAAGAUGCAAUUGCUGAAGGUUCCGCUGAAUCAGAAAACCCUGUGGAGGUCACUGAAGAUGACCUCGUUGAGACUCUUAUGGCGAUUGUGUUGAUGGGCGUCGUUCCACCACACCUUAAAGACUUCUGGCUCAAUCAAUUUGGUGAACGUGGCCUUCUUAGAAUCUCUAAGUUGGGAAACGAACUCUAUGAAGCCACGAGAAAGACCGCUUAUGCGCAAGUCAUACUUGCAAUAGAAAAGAUCAUUAUCAUAUUGAGUGAUUUGAGAGGGCUUUGUCUUGCUGCUCAGAAUAUUUACGACGAUUCAUUGGGCAUGACUGUCUCCACUUUGGAAACAUCAGUCGAGUUGAGUAAGACGUUAUUGAAGAGUUUCUACGAGUUCAUCUGGGACUUCAAUACUGAGCAAGAGUCAUUCAAUACCUUUUGCAACUUCGUUAAGGUGGAAAUUAUCGAGCGCCUUUCAAAGGAAGAAAGUGAGUUCUUGAAAGCCCAUCCUGAAAUUGAAGUCAGUUCGACUGCUACGGUCGAAUAUGUCGAUAAGUAUAUGACUCAAUCUGUACUCAUGUCACUUCUCGAAAUAGAUUCUUCAAAGAAUGAUGUGAUCAUGACCACAGAAGAUAAGGAUGUUUCACUAAUAAAGAAGCUUACAGACCUCAAAGCCGAGAUCAACCAGACCCUUCUUCCGGGCAUUCAAGAAUACAUUGCAAAGAAAGCCAACUUCAAAGUCAUUGGAACAAUUCCAAGGCUGUCAAGUCCUGGUGAGUGCCAAAUAAUUUUAGCGGAUGAGAAUAUCCUCGUCGCUACAUCCCAUCUGAAUCUGCUUACAAUCAAUAGCUUUGGCGGAGCAGGACAGAAAAGUACAACAAUUGACUUCCCCAGUGACAUAAUCUCAUAUCUGCUUAUAGCAGGGUCCCGGGCUCUUGUUCUUCUAAAAAAAUCCGACAAUUUGUCUGAGUUAGUCUUAUUUAAGGUGCCUGAUAUUGGCUCAGAUGCGAAAUAUCUAGAUUUAGAGAUAUACCAGGUGGUGGCAUUUGACGGCGAUGGAACUAUCCCGGAACCUGCAAUUAUGGCAGUAACCAAAGAUCCGCUUUCGAGCGGUGUUACAGGCUGCAUCUUUGACAAGACGAAAAGGAACUAUUCCAUCAUAAGGAUAUAG
Messenger RNA from Candidozyma haemuli, 1965 nucleotides. RefSeq names its product anaphase promoting complex subunit 4. Lineage: Eukaryota; Fungi; Ascomycota; Pichiomycetes; Serinales; Metschnikowiaceae. The transcript has a single exon. Gene Ontology annotation, biological process: positive regulation of mitotic metaphase/anaphase transition; anaphase-promoting complex-dependent catabolic process; protein K11-linked ubiquitination. The record is from RefSeq and is a predicted model, not a curated record. Gene Ontology annotation, molecular function: protein binding. Gene Ontology annotation, cellular component: nuclear periphery; anaphase-promoting complex. Bases 1 to 1965 code for a protein of 654 amino acids.